CAUGCCGACGGGGUGGGAAGGCGCGUUCAGCUCAGCUCUUCUACUACGUCAGGACAGCGCCAGGACCGGUUAACAAAAAUGGGGAAAGAACAAAGCAAACUGGAAAAGAAAGGCUAUGUGAUAUCAUCAGGAACUAAAAAUAACAUCAUUGCCACAAAAGAUGAUGAUACAUAUUUGAUAAAGAUGAUUGAUCUGACAAAGCUUCCUAGACAAUCUCUUGGUGCACUUAUGUCAGAGAUAGAAGUCCUUAAGCAAACAAACCAUCCUCAUCUUGUCGACAUCAGGAACUCUUUCAAAGAUGAAGAUGAAGAUGAAGACAUUUACUACAUAGUGAUGAAACAGUGCCAGUCUGAACGCCUUGCUGACAAGAUGAGAAAAGUUCCACCAGGGUCUCUGCAAAUAUCUGAGGUAUUAAGCUGGUUUGUUGAGAUCUCUAUGGCUCUGAAAGCUAUUCAUGAAGCACAAUUGCUUCACAAAGCUCUAACACCAGAGAACAUACUGUUCUCAGAAUUUGGACUGGUGCGUUUGGGUGGAUUUGGAAAUAUUCAUGAAAGCUUGAAAAGGCUGUCAGCCACAGAAAAAAAACCAACAAUAAAUUACCUGCCACCUGAGGUAUUUACAGAAGGCACAUAUGACAAGAAAAGUGACAUCUUGUCCCUGGGAUGCAUACUCAACGAGCUCUACGAGCUCUGCACAGAUAAGCAAGCGUUCUCUGCAGAUACAACAAUCAAGCUGAUGCCUAAUAUAAUUAGUGGUGAUAACGAACCUCUUACAAACCACUUUGAGCUUUGUGAUCUCCUGGGUGAUCUUCUGAAUAAAGAGCCUGAUGCAAGACCAACAGCCGGUGAGAUCCUGAGGCGGCCCAUCAUUAUGAGGUUUCUUAGGAAAAAGUGCCAAACAACUGUGGAGGAGCUUCAGACCAAGCUUGGAAAGUUGAGAGCCCUGGCUGAUGCUCUGGAGCGUGUUCAUGAGGGGACCACCAUUGGCAGUCUGACAGGAGGUGUGAUUGGAGCAGUGGGAGGAAUUACAUCCAUAGUGGGGCUUGUACUGGCACCUUUCACUUUAGGAGCCUCACUUAUUGUCACUGGAGUUGGUGUGGGAGUGGGUGCUGUUGGUGGGGUCACUGCAGGUGCCUCAAACAUCACAAAUAUGGUCAAUCAGUCCUCUGAUCGUAAAGCAGUCCGCAGCAUCAUCAAAGAAAUAGAGCAGAAAGUUAGUGCAGUUGUCUCCUGGCUCUUGGAGAUCAACAAUGGUCUGCAAACUAUCAGGAGUCAGUGUCCACAAACACCUGGCACUGAUAGCAAGCUUACAGAGGAAAACCUGAGGAUGGCUGGCUGUAGGGCAGGAAAAGGUCUUGGUGGCAUUGCUGAACUAAUCCGACUUGUCAGUGUGGUUAACAUUGGCAAGAUUGCCGCACAAGCAUCCAGGGCAGUGCGUGUGGCAGAAGUGGCAACAGGUGUACUGUCUGGUUUGUUUGUAGCCGUGGAUCUCUUCUUCAUUGCUAUGGAUGCAAAAGAGAUUCACCACAUUAGGGAAGCAAGGGAAGCAGAGAUGAGAAAUGAACGUCCUUCUACGUCAGAGUCUGAAACUGGGGGCACAAUGUCUUCCUCUGAUGAGGCAACGCUGUUAUCAAACUCAUUGAUGCAAGAGUCUGACGGUUCAGAGAGUGACUUUAGAUUUGGGGCCCAGGGGGCAUCUUCCCCACCAGCUGAAAUCAAAUCUGAAAUCAUGAAAUUUGUCCAAACGGUCAGGGAGGCAGCAGAUAACCUGAAACAAGUCCUUGAUGAGUUAAAAAACAUCAUCUUAUCCAUCACUUUGUUUCAUGAAGAAAACGAGCUCGAAUGGCAGAAUAUGGAAUUAAUGUAAGCAAAAUUACAGUUUUAAAAUAGUAUACUGCUUUUGAUUUUGUGUCCAAGCUUGAUCAUUCAUUAAUAAAGUGGCUGAUGCUGGUCAAGAUUCUCAGUCAUCCAAGUCAUCAUCAAUACAAAAAAGGUUAGAAAAUAAAACAACUGGACUAAUGUCAGCAGAUGUUCUCCUCAUUCAAGCUUUUCAAAAUCAACCAUCUCUAAAAAUGCUUUCUGACAAAAGUUUCUGAUAAUUUUCAAUUAUGCCUUAUACUUUUUUUUUUUUUUUUGUUACUGGUUUGUUGAAAUUCUGACAUGCUUUCAAUAAUUAUACACUUAAAUUUAUGAACUUUGUCAUUGGUAAACUCUUUUCUAAAUAGUAUUGCUGUUUAUGUUCACUUGAAACUUUGAUUAUCCCAAAACAGAGGGAAUGAUGAUUCUGAUCAAACAUUCUGCCACUGUGAAGUAUAUUAUCUGGGUAUGAGUCUAAUUAUUAACAGAUCUACAACAAUCAUUGUUAUUGCUUAACAUGGAAUAAAAAUAAAGGAAUAUGUAAAAA
This is a messenger RNA of Fundulus heteroclitus (mummichog), 2403 nucleotides long. Its product is annotated as serine/threonine-protein kinase kin-29. Gene Ontology annotation, molecular function: protein kinase activity; ATP binding; lipid binding. Gene Ontology annotation, cellular component: extracellular region. Bases 79 to 1866 code for a protein of 595 amino acids. The record is from RefSeq and is a predicted model, not a curated record. Gene Ontology annotation, biological process: protein phosphorylation; lipid transport; lipoprotein metabolic process. NCBI's taxonomy places the organism in Eukaryota, Metazoa, Chordata, Actinopteri, Cyprinodontiformes, Fundulidae. The transcript is spliced from 10 exons.